This is a messenger RNA of Colletotrichum orchidophilum, 2103 nucleotides long. RefSeq lists its product as uncharacterized. The record is from RefSeq and is a predicted model, not a curated record. Lineage: Eukaryota; Fungi; Ascomycota; Sordariomycetes; Glomerellales; Glomerellaceae. The transcript is spliced from 3 exons. The coding region runs from base 1 to 2103 and encodes 700 amino acids.
AUGGCGCCCUUUCGGUCUUACCGUUCCAGCAAGAUGGAGCUCAUGGUUCCCGCAGACGGAAAACUCCAUGCAGUUGUCGGCCGUACUUUGGAGGAACAGAGCCAGCACCAGGUGAAGCUUGUCACAAAGCUACUGGCCGGUCCCAAUGGCUUUUUAACUCAUCUUCCCUCGAAUCAACCCCCAAGCAUUGCCUUCUGGAACAAACUUCGGCAAGGAUACCUCACCGGCGCCAGAGUUCUUCCACAUCAAUCUGAUCAGUCGACUUCCAGAGCAGGUUCUGACAAGCCAAGCGAUAUCAAGGCAGAGAAGACCAACACUGCUCUCGAAAGGCUCUUGAAGAUGAUUCCUGUCGGCCGCGAGAUCAUUGCCCAUUUGUGGCUGGUCCACACCCCAAGCGUCGGAAAUUUGGCCUCGACCUCGAAGGGAUGCUCUGAUGCCGUUGCGAUCUACGUGUCCAGAUUCAAUCUGCCCUCGGGCAGUUACCAGGACUGCGACUGGCUUCCGUCUCAGCUGAAGUGCAUGGACGAGGCCCAACGUGCAACAAUUGGCAUCGGUGGCAUCGGCCGCAAUCUUUUCGUUCGAGGCAAAGACCCAAACGUUGAAACCAGCAUCAAAGGUUUUCCCACCGCUUGGGCCAGCAUUGUAGAGCGUGAGAAACUGAACGAGCUUGCGGAACAAAACAGGACCACCAACCACCAAAUCUACAUGGCCUUCAUUCCAUUCCUCAUGGCGGACAAACUACUCAACGCGGUUGAGGAGAGCUGGAGAUGUCGUCAUGAGGAGAUAGGCUUGUCUCCUACUGACACAAAUGCCGUCAGAGACACCUACCUGAGAGAGAUGAAUUACAAUAUUCCCAUGUUGAGGUCUCUCUGCCAGUAUGGCGGCGCACUCAGAGCUCUUCAGCUGCAUGAGGUUCCCAUGAUGGACCUCCGGAUGGUCGAGUUGGUCCUCUCGGCAUGCCCUGUACUUGAGGCCUUGGGAAUUGUCAAGUGUGAGCUCCUCCACGUCGCCGACGUCAAUCCACUUCUCGACAUACUCUAUCGACGCUCCAAGGAGACGGGUAAGAAGUGGAAGAGUCUCCAAUUCUACCCCCGAUCUUACAUUGGUCCCCUAUACAACCGCACAGGCACCCAUAUUGUUUCUUGGGAUCCUCUCAGCACCAACGUCGAGACCAGUCUCCUCAUCACGGUCUUCUGGGCAAUCAUGAAGGCCAUCCCCCUGGGAAUUGACCUCGUGUCCGAGGGUCAAGCUUUCCGCAAGUUUCUCGAUCUGGUGCCAAUGGUGCCCGGCGAAAUCGCAGUCUUCCUGCAUCACGUGCACUCAUGGCUCGACAAGGCAAAGAGUUCCGAGACCGAUAACAUCCUCCCUGGCAUCGCCGAGUCCCUUGAAGACCAGGUCCUCCUCAGUAUGCUCCUGGGUACCAAGGAGAGGAAGAGAAUGGAGAAGCAUCUGCGAGCGAUGUACUUCAACGACAAAUACGAAUGCUGCCGUUGCGGAUGUGAGAUGCUCGCGAUCCUGUUUCGGAGCGAGAUGAAGCUUCGCGCAGCAGGACAUCGCGUCUGUCGCAUCUGCGACCUCCGACUCGAACUCGAUGGAGAGAAUCAUCACCGACUCCAUGAUAAGAGGACAAUGAUGGACCACUUCCUCAGCUCGCCAAAAGAUACUAGGGAGAAGACCGCGCCUACCGACAAGGAGCUCCUGGAGGUCUUGGCCCCUCCUCACCGCAACCCUUUCAUCGCUCCUCCGUAUCUCGAGAGCAUCUGUCGUGCCGAGGCUAUUGUUCACUACCGAAAGCUCCCUAAGGUCCAGGACCUCAUCGAUCCGGAUAGAAAUUUCGACAUCCUCGGCGCCUCGGGACAGGCUGCAGUUUUCGAUGCCGAUGAGAAGGGCAGCCAACUGUGCGGGAUUUACCUUGAUCACCCGACCCUGACCCAGCAGACACUCUACGCGGAUCUGGGAGUCCAGAACAUGGCCAGAAUUCGCAGCCAGAGCUGGGAGCAUGUGAUCUGGAAGAACUACUUCAAGGACGCUGGCUUAGCCGCGCACCAAGAGGCGGCGCUGGCCGCCGGAGACGAACCGCCCAAGCCAGCCGGCUUCUGGUGA